This is a messenger RNA of Callorhinus ursinus (northern fur seal), 1018 nucleotides long. Lineage: Eukaryota; Metazoa; Chordata; Mammalia; Carnivora; Otariidae. The record is from RefSeq and is a predicted model, not a curated record.
GUUGUAGAAGAGCGAAAUGACGCUAAGUUACAACUUUCUGGAGAACAGAAUGCCAGAGUAUUACAAGAUGGAAUUCUAAAGAAUCAGCUUUGCAAACAAACGGAGAUGGAAGUGGCUAAUAACAGAAUGAAUUCUGGGAUUUCUAAUAGUCAUGAAAAAGAAGAAGAUCUGUUGCCUAAAACCCACAUGUGGCAGGAUGAAAUUGCCAUGCUAAGACUGGAUCGAGACACAAUAAACAAUAAGAACCAGGACAUGGAAAAGAAAUAUUGUGAAGGCAUUGAAAUUAGAAAAGAAAAGAAUGUCAGUCUUCAAGAGAUCAUAAAACUGAAGGUGGAAACAUUAACAAAAACAGUAUUAGAAUAUAGUGGACAGAUUAAUGCUCUGACCACUGAGAAUACAAUGCUAAAGUCUAAACUGGAGAAUGAAAAGCAAAACGAAGACAGACUGGACAGAAAAGUUGAAUCUUACCGAGCUAGACUAGCUACUGCUAUAGAGGAUUAUGAUCAAAGUCAGGCAUCAAAAAGAGACCUAGAACUUGCUUUCCAGAGAGCAGAAGAUGAAUGGUUUCGUCUGCAGGACAAACUGAAGUUUGAUGUGUCUAACCUAAAAGAAAACAAUGAGCUUCUUUCUCAAAACCUUUCUAAAGCUGAAAGUAAAUUCAAUACUCUAGAAAUUGAGCUCCAUCACACAAGAGAUGCUCUCAGGGAAAAGACUUUGGCUUUAGAAUGUGUACAAAGAGACCUAAGUCAAACACAGUGUCAGAAAAAGGAAAUGAAACACAUGUAUCAAAAUGAACGCGGAAAGCAGGAAUCCUUAGAGGAGAGAUUAUCUCAACUACAAAGUGAAAAUAUGUUGCUUCAACAGCAACUAGACGAUGCUCACAACAAAGCUGCCAGUAAAGAAAAUGUCGUAAUUAAUAUCCAAGACCAGUUUCAGGAUAUCAUAAAAAAACUUCAAGCUGAAAGUGAAAAACAAGGUCUUUGGCUGGAAGAAAGAAAGAAAGAGUUAAUCAAUGAAU